AUGAUCCCCAUGGAGAAUCUGUCGCCUGAAAAUGUGGAAAAGAGGUUCUCCGAAGACGGCUUUCUUGCCUUCGAAGAUGCAGUCCUAGGAGACCGCGUAAAGUCUCGAUCCAAGGUUAGAUUUCGACCAGAAGACGUCGACUGUCUCGAAUUCUGCAAGCAGAACGUGUUCCAAGACGACCGAGUACAAGGAGUGUUAGGUGCUCUGUUCCCCUGGGCAGCGCUGAUUUGGUACGAGAUUUAUCUCCGUGGACCGACCAACACUGAAAUUAACGCUAUCCUGACUGGCCAAAUACGACACAUGAACGCCGUUGUGGUUCAACUAUGUGGCCCGCAGUCCAAAGUUAUUAUAUACAAGGACUCGCACCUACAACCAUUCCAUGGCGCGCCUGGUUCUGCGGGCCUGUUGGAAAUAGCUGGGGCGCAAGUCAGGAAAGCUGGCUGUGAGCCGGCUGAGAUAAUUCUCCAACAUGGCGGCCUGUAUGUCACAGUACCUAUUUCUUGA
Molecule: messenger RNA, 504 nt
Organism: Metarhizium acridum CQMa 102
Lineage: Eukaryota; Fungi; Ascomycota; Sordariomycetes; Hypocreales; Clavicipitaceae
Source: RefSeq, a predicted model, not a curated record